CUUAUCACAAAAAGCUGUCGUGGUCUCGUAACUACCCUACCGUUCAGGAAUGCCUCAAAUGAUCGCAUUGCGUGGAGAAUUUUAACGAACGCACCGACUCGUUAUGUUGUCUCGCCAAAUAAAGGAUUUCUUUUUAAGCAGGAGAAAGUUCAAAUAAUUCUCUUAAAUGUGUCGAAGUAUCAUCGCCGUCAUGCAUUCGUAGUACAAGCGAAACCUGCCAAAAUGGAGGAGAAUAAUCGUAAAGUACUGGCAAUCUUCAUCCGUUCGACAAUGGCCUAUACCUGGACAAAUCAUGUGAAAACAAUCAAAAACAUGAUUCAGUCAAUUGUGGGCACCAGUAACGUCUUUAGUCGUCCCUCUCGCGAGCCAGAUUGGUCCAGAGGAUCGUUCUCACUCGAGGAAUGUGAGGGGGAUUCCAUUGGGCGUCGAGCUCACAUGUGUACUACUGUUCUUGCAAUAGGCUCAUCAUUUUCGAACCGACUUCUCAAAGAAUUCGAACAGUUACACAGGAGCGAGUGCCUCAAUAUAGUGAAGCUAUAUAAAGGUGUAUUCCUGAACUGA
Molecule: messenger RNA, 561 nt
Organism: Haemonchus placei
Lineage: Eukaryota; Metazoa; Nematoda; Chromadorea; Rhabditida; Trichostrongylidae
Source: the annotation of a GenBank genome assembly